Molecule: messenger RNA, 887 nt
Organism: Cyprinus carpio (common carp)
Lineage: Eukaryota; Metazoa; Chordata; Actinopteri; Cypriniformes; Cyprinidae
Product: tumor necrosis factor receptor superfamily member 14-like
Biological process (GO): positive regulation of peptidyl-tyrosine phosphorylation; positive regulation of cytokine production involved in immune response; positive regulation of T cell migration
Cellular component (GO): external side of plasma membrane
Molecular function (GO): protein binding
Source: RefSeq, a predicted model, not a curated record
ACUAUGAUCAGAACCUGCCACAUUCAACACACAGAAGUGCUUCUGAAGUCUGAUAGAAAGACUAAAUCCACUAUCAGCUCUUUGCACAAACACACUGAGUUGACCAAUUUUACAUCUUUAUGAAAAUGCAGCUUUUGUUGAUUAUUUUAUACAUUGUUUCCAUUGCCUUUCUAUACCUAGAACUAGCUUAUUGUGUCUGUGCCCGUGCUGAAUAUGAGAUAAACAGACAUUGCUGCCCUAUUUGUGCACCUGGUAACCGUGUUUUAUGGCAUUGCACAGUGGACACCAGCACAACUUGUGCACCCUGUAGUACAUCCACGUACACAGAUGAGUCUAAUGGCCUUGAAAUAUGCUUUCCCUGCUCGGCCUGUGAUGCAGGUUUAAGGAUACAGAAGGCCUGUACACGGUUAUCAGAUACAGUUUGUGAGCCACUAGAAGGAUUAUUCUGCAUGAUCCAAGAAAAAGGCAGCUGUAAAUUAGCUGUUAAACAUUCUCAAUGUAAACCUGGAGAAUACAUCCAACAAAGAGGAACAGCAAACACUGAUACUGUAUGUGGUGCAUGCAUUAAUGGCACCUACAAUGAUGGCACUUUCACAGCUUGUCAACCACAUACAUUAUGUCAGAGUAUGGGUCGUAAACAAAUAAAAACAGGAACAAUGUUAUCUGAUGCUAGAUGUGAAGACACUCCAAAUGGUCUUGUUGUUGGAAUCAUAGCUGCUGUUGCGGUCGUUGUUGUUGUUGUUAUAUUGGAAGUCUCAGUAACCAAGUUUGUCAUAUUCAAACACAAGUCAAAGGCUCGUCCAGGGAUAAGGUCUGUCCAGGUCCGAAAUCUUGGUGGAGGGCAUGGACUUGAUGUUACUUAUUACAUUUCAACCACUCAAAGUUAA